AUGUCGACCACCACGAUUUCGUCGCCUCAAUCCCCUCGAACGCUGCCGUACGCGCCCUUGUUUUUCGCGGCCCGCACGAGUGCGUCCACCUCCUCGCAGCUGUUCUCGCAUAACACCGCCAUGCUGGCGUGCGACGCAUUCAUCAGCGCACCGAGCUCGCGUAGCGUGCCCUCUGCAAGUGCGCCCGCAGUGGCUGCCGCGCGCAGGCACACGUCGCGGAACCACUCCGGCCGCCAGCAAGCUCCCCCCGUCUUGUAUUGA
Messenger RNA from Postia placenta MAD-698-R-SB12, 261 nucleotides. RefSeq lists its product as hypothetical. The transcript has 2 exons. The coding region runs from base 1 to 261 and encodes 86 amino acids. The record is from RefSeq and is a predicted model, not a curated record. Lineage: Eukaryota; Fungi; Basidiomycota; Agaricomycetes; Polyporales; Adustoporiaceae.